Messenger RNA from Athalia rosae (coleseed sawfly), 7813 nucleotides. It is a transcript of the gene Nrg, whose product is annotated as neuroglian. NCBI's taxonomy places the organism in Eukaryota, Metazoa, Arthropoda, Insecta, Hymenoptera, Athaliidae. Gene Ontology annotation, molecular function: cell-cell adhesion mediator activity. Gene Ontology annotation, biological process: cell-cell adhesion; brain development. The transcript is spliced from 13 exons. The record is from RefSeq and is a predicted model, not a curated record. Bases 168 to 3926 code for a protein of 1252 amino acids.
CGUAAGUUGACCGCCUAUUAGCUCACUCAAAACUAUUGAGAGAAUUUCAGUUAGCUGUAGUAGGAGCAGCAGCAGUCAGUGGUUUUCGACGAUGCCUUGGUGAUGCAUGGGGUUUGGUUGCGACGAAAGUGAUUAAUUAUUGAGACAGUCAGUGACAUUGAAUCAAGAUGAGGCACCUAUUAGUGCACACAAUUGCACCCCUGGCAUUGGCCAUUCUACAGGUGUCUGCGCUGAUACAAUCCCCGCCACGGAUAUCCAAACAACCACCGACAGAUGAACAGCUCUUCCAAGUUGCUCAGGCCAAAAUCAAUGAAAAUGACAAACCAUUUCUCAUAGAAUGUGAAGCAGAAGGAGAACCUGCACCCAGGUAUCGCUGGGAGAAGAACGGAAAACGAUUUGAAUGGCAAGCUUAUGAUAACAGAAUUUCACAGCAGCCUGGUAGAGGAACUUUGGUGAUUGCGCAGCCACGAGAUGAAGAUUUGGGCCAGUAUCAGUGCAUAGCGGAAAACGAGUGGGGAACUGCUAUUUCCAAUUCUGUGUUCGUUCGUAAAGCAGAACUAAAUUCGUUUAAAGAUGAGCAUCCUGUUACUUUGAACGCCAAUGAAGGAGACCCCUUCAAACUGACAUGUCAGCCUCCUGAUGGAUGGCCAAAACCCAACGUUUAUUGGCUUAUACAGAAUACCGAUGGUGGAAUAAAAUCCAUCAACAAUUCCAGAAUGACCCUUGAUCCUGAGGGCAACUUAUGGUUCAGUAACGUCACUAGAAACGAUGCAUCGAACGACUUUUACUAUGCUUGUGCAGCCACUUCUGUAUUUAGAAAUGAAUACAAGCUAGGUAACAGGGUAUUGCUCAAUGUCAUAUCAACUGGGGCUUCGGCAAGUAAGAAUAAGCAUGAGCCAGUGAAACAGUAUGUUACCAGAAAGAACGAGGUCGCUUUACGUGGAAAAAAAGUCGAGUUGUAUUGCAUUUAUGGCGGAACGCCUUUACCGCAAAUAAUAUGGAAUAAAAAUGGUCAAAUAUUGAACCCUAGUGAUCGAAUAACACAAGGCAACUAUGGAAAGUCCCUAGUUAUAAAGCACGUUAAUUUUGAAGAUGAAGGUCAGUACACAUGUGAAGCAUCCAAUGGUGUGGGUGAUGCAAAGUCGUACUCUGUGAAUCUUCAAGUUUUGGCUGUCCCCUACUUCACGGUAGAACCAGAGAUCAUAAGUGCAGCUGAGGACGAGACAGUUGAGUUUAGGUGCGAGGCUAGUGGAGUUCCUGAGCCUCAGAUCAAGUGGAUUCACAAUGGAAAACCAAUAGCUGAAGCACCUCCUAAUCCCAGGAGAAAAGUGUCGGCAAAUUCUAUUGUUAUUGAGAGAUUGACGAAGAAAGACACAGGAAACUAUGGUUGUAAUGCCACUAAUUCUUUGGGAUACGUUUACAAGGAUGUUUACGUCAAUGUUUUGGCUUUGGAGCCAGAAAUCACUCAGCCUCCAACCAAUGAAGCAACUGUUAAUGGUAGAACAAUCCGUAUUACCUGCCGUGUCUUUGGAGCUCCAAAACCUGAAGUAAAGUGGAUCAGAAAUGGCCUGGAACUGACCGGAGGCAGAUACAACACUUUGGAAUCUGGAGACUUGGAAAUCAAGAACGUUGAUUUUUUGGAUGCAGGUUCUUACACAUGCUUUGCCUCAAAUAAAUUCGGAAGCGUUGAUGCUUCUGGUAAUUUAGUUGUCAAGGAGCAUACCACCAUUACUGACAGACCUGAAGACUAUGAAGUUGCAGCUGGAUCGACAGCAACGUUUAGGUGCAAUGCUGUGACUGAUUCAAGUCUAACUCUAGCAAUCGACUGGCUAAGCAAUGGAGAGCCGAUAGAUUUUGAAUUGGAACCAAGAUUCGUUCGAAGCACUGACUACUCCUUGACUAUUACAAAAACAACAGAGCUAGAUUCAGGAGUUUAUACGUGUGUCGCUCGUACGGAGUUAGAUGAAGUAGAGGCUCAAGCUACACUGACUGUUCAAGAUGUACCAAACCCACCGCGAUUAGAUGGAGUGAGAUGUCUGAGCGAUGAAGCCUCUGUUCGAUGGGCCCCAAUGGGUGACAACAGAGCACCCAUUCUUCGGUAUACAAUCCAGUCCAAUACCAGCUUCACUCCUGACACAUGGGAGGUCGCAUAUGACAACGUCCCUGCUACCGAUCAAACCUACAAUGUUCCAAUGACCCCAUGGGCUAAUUACACUUUCAGAGUAUUGGCUUGGAAUAAAAUAGGUGCUUCACUACCAUCUCCGCACAGUCAGGUGUGUACGACUCAGCCUGAUGUGCCUUACAAAAACCCAGAUAAUGUCGAAGGCAAGGGAACAGACCCGCAAAAUAUAGUCAUAUCCUGGACUGUAAUGCCCCAGAUAGAACAUAAUGCACCGAGGUUUAUGUACCGAGUAUUCUACAGGCGAGAUAUACCUGGCGAAGAAUGGACCAUUGAAGAUAUAAACGACUGGAAGCGGCAUAAGCUUAUCAUAGAUAAUCAGCCCACUUUUCAAAAAUAUAAAAUCAAAGUUGUUGCCAUUAACGAAAAGGGAGAGUCUCGGGUGUCCCCGCACGAAGUUGAUGGAUGGUCCGGAGAAGACGUUCCGCAGCAAUCGCCAGGAAACUUUACACUUUUAAAAGUGCUCGGGAGCACAAGUGCAAUACUAUCAUGGAAUCCAGUCUCAAAUGAAUCAAUCAGAGGAUUCUUCAAGGGAUAUAAAAUUCAGACUUGGACAGAUAAGGAUGGCGAAGAAGGGUUGCGAGAAAUUCCGGUCAAGAAUGACACCACUCGUACUACAGUUGAUAGAUUCGUUCCAUAUAGCAAAAACUAUGCAAGAGUCCUUGCUUACAACGGCAGGUACAACGGUCCACCUUCAGAGACACUGAGUUUUGAAACACCGGAGGGGGUUCCUGGAACAGUUCAAUCAUUUGAUGGGUUUCCAUUAGGGUCCAGUGCCCUUUACUUGGUCUGGAAAAAGCCGGAAAAACCAAAUGGGAUUCUUACAGGAUAUAAAAUUUAUUAUCACAUUGUAACCGGCACCAAUGUUGGCCCAUUACUCGAAAGAGAGCCUCAUAUUAGAGAUCCAACUGCCACCAGAGUCAAACUGGCAGGAUUGAUCCCAAACACUAAGUAUAGGAUUCACAUACGAGCAAUGACAAAAGCUGGUGAAGGUGAAGAAUAUUUCAUUGAGCGAAUGACUCGUAGUGCAAUUUCUGUAGCGCCAGAAGUACCUCAGUUCAUGUGGGAGCGUGUUCCUACGGAUAAUGGUCUUGCAAACAUCAGAGUUACUUGGCUACCCAGCCAAGAUGGGAAUCCAGGCAGCCAUUUCUUUGUUAAAUAUAAACUUAAAGGAGAAACGAUCAGUCAAGAAACCUUGCCAGAAUUCAACGAGGACAGCACUGAGGUACGAGGUCUUACAAGAGGAGAAGUUUACGUCAUGUCAAUUGUGUCCGUCGAUGGUGAACAUCUUACAGAGAGCUUACCACAGGAAGUUGAUACAAGCGGAGAAGAUCCGUAUAUUCAACCCAAAGAAAAUGUAGCAACAGCUGGAUGGUUCAUAGGAAUGAUGCUGGCAAUUGCAUUCUUACUGCUAGUAUUGAUAAUUGUGUGCGUAAUCAAACGCAACAGAGGUGGAAAGUACGCAGUACAUGAACGGGAGCUGGCUGCAGGUCGUGGUGACUACCCUGAAGAGGGUGGUGGUUUUCACGAAUACUCUCAACCCUUGGACACUAAGUCUGCUGGAGGGCGUGCUUCUCUCGCUUCCUCUUCACACCAAGAUGGAAAACAUCCUGAGUCAGAUACUGAUUCAAUGGCAGAAUACGGCGAAGGAGAUACUGCGGGUAUGAACGAGGAUGGGUCAUUCAUUGGUCAAUAUGGCCGUAAGAAGCAGGAACCCAACGCACAAGCGUUUGCUACGCUAGUUUGAGGCCGUUUCACAGAAGAUGGAUCAUUCAUCGGACAAUACGGGCCAAAAGGAAGACCUGAGGAGACACCCCCAAUUCCAACAGGCACCAUGGCUACGUAUGUCUAACCCCCUACAGCUGUCUAUUCUAUGUAACUAUUAAUAUUUACCUUAAAUAAGGCUAAGACAAGAACCUACAUCUUUGCCUCUUCAGCAGCCGCUAUGCACCUUGCGCUGGGCGCAAUGUCCACACCGUACUGCCAGUUAGUUACUUUAUCUUUAGGUUCCUGUAUUCGUCGGAGAUAGUCUGACCAUGCCAAAAAAUGAAUCAAAAUACAGAAAAAUAUUCCACCUCUGUGGUUAAGCUCAAAGCUCUUAGUUGUCAUACAUUCUGGUCACUGAAAUUCGUUCUCUUGAUUUUACAGAGAAGAUAAUGUUUCUUUUCUAAGUAAAUUUUCUGUCUGGUUUAUUAUGAGCCUUUAUUCAAUCGAAAUUGAUUGAAAAUAUGUCAAUAUCUCCGAUAGAAUAUGAAGCCCACUGAUAAUAGAUAUUAAAUAGCCAGCAAGCUAUCGAUGGAAGUGGUUGUAGAAACUAUUUUAUCAUUGACGCCAACAUUUAACAGGGCCAGAUUGGACACUACAGGGUAACAAAGUUACAUUUUAUUUUCAUUGUCAUUUUUUUUUAAGAUGAGUAUCGAAACUGCAUUUAUAAAUUUCGAUUGAUGAAGCUUAUUUUUAUUCUAGACUCCGCGAAUCAAAUUAUCUAACUUCAUACCCGCAUUUCUAGGGUGGGGUAUUUUAUAGAGCCUUAGCUCUUAAUAUUUUGGUGCAAGUUGUUGAAAAUUCAAUGUGUAUUUUACAACUGAAUUUUAUAAAUGCAAACUCGAUUCGGAUGUAAAAUCAACUCGUGGAUACGUGAAAUCGUGUUACAGUCUGGCCUGGACUGAAUCUAAUUAUAAUUUUUGAGCUCAUUCGAAUCUCGUAGAAUCUCUUCCGGGGCUUAAUGCCCUUUCCCAUCACGUGCCCGGCACAACCGAAAACCGUGUAUCCCUUAUCCGACGAUAUUGUACCUAUAGUCCAUCCAGCAAAAUGGCUUUAUUUCAUUUUGUUUUUUUCUAUAUCCAACAAUACCGUUGGUAAAACUUUUUCUAACAUUCUAUUAAGUUAUACAUAGUAAAUCUCGUUCCGUUAAACGACGAGAAAUUACAAGAUAUUUUUUUCCCCCAAUCAAUCUCAAAAGAUAUUAAUUACGGAUAUGAUAUUAAUAUAUUAUUAUUAUUACUAUUAUAAAUAUUCUAUACGAUAGUUAAAUAAGAACACAUGGCCUCUACUAUAAUAAUUGCUUUUUCUAUGUAAAGCACGCUUUUGCUGAAACGAAUGUCUACGAGAAAAUUUUCACAUCGCAUUUAUGUUCGUGAACAUAAAUAAUUUUUUUCUAUUAAGUAUCCGUAGUUCUACAUUUUUGAAGUAUAGCAGUGGCUUUAGAAUUAGGAUGAUAUAUUAUUAUUUAAUAUAUUGAAAUUAAAAAACAAAAAAGGAAAAGAAAGUUUAUAGAGACAUUAUAUAAUAAUCAUUAUUGAGAAGGCAAACAUAGCAAUUGAAAAAAAAAAUUAAAACAAGUGAAUUAACAAGAAGUAACAUUAGAGCGUUAUUAGGUAACGGUCGCGCCAGAGAAGGUAUUAUCAGAUAAAAUGUUAUCAUAUUACAUAUAAUUAUACAUAUACCAUAUGUAUCACAUUUUUAUACAGGCUUGUCCGAAAUAUUGGUAAAAGCCCAUCGAUUAUUUUUUGAUGUAAAUCAAGUAGUCGGUUUGAACUUUCAAAUUUAGCAGCAUAAUUAUGUAUAUUGUACACGUAGCGGUUCAUAUACUGUUCGAUGAUUGAAAAAGGUGGAUAGUUACUAGCAGAAUCCGAGAUUUGUAUGUAUAAACGUGUACAAUAUACAUAUAUGUUAGUAUAUUUUUCUAUCAUGUGCUACCUACGAAAUGUAUCAUCAAUAUUUUUCAUUUUCCUCACUUCCGUUUUGUAGUUUUUUCAUUCGGUUACGCCCUAAGUAUUGAUGCACGAUAAAUUUUGAUUUCAAAGAUCGGAUGACAAACUUUAAAUAAUAACGAUUAUAACAAAUAUACAAAUGAACUCAUCAUGGUCAUCCCUUGUUCGUGCGAACUUUAGGUUCAAGAUUUCGUUUUACAUCAACUAUAUUUUUCCAUUGAUAUGUUUUCUACCGCGUAUAUUAUACAAAUAUGUAUAACACGAUAUAUUUAUGGUCCUAUCUAUAUCGGAGAAAUAUAUUUCAGAGGAGAGCGUCGGAAUAAAUUAUCACUGUUCUCUGGAAUCUGUUAAAAUAGUAAACUAAUAUAAAUGAGAGCCAGUUGUAUCGCGUCGUAUCGGUCGGACGCGUGAAUUUUAAUUGCGGUAUCAUAUCAUGUAAAUGAAGAAGUUUAACCCGUUGAGUGAACAAAUGGCAGCUAAUUACCUUUUUUGUAUUAUUUUAUUUGUAUUAUUUUAUUGUUAUUAGGUCUUUUCUUUUGGGUUUUUUGAAGUACAUAUUCUCUCUUUUUUUCGAUACGCGCAAUACGUUGUAUUAUUUUAGCCGUAAUAAUGAUUGUGACGAAGACUUAUAUUAUUUGAAUAUAAAUGAUGGAGAAAACUGUACUCAUACACAUUGUAUAUUUUAUUAUUAGUGAUCAUUCAAUACCGCAAUUUAUUUACCCUAAUUAGAAGUUACUAAAUUUAAUCGUCAUUAUUAUAGUAAUUUCCAUUGUAACGGAUGCCUGUAACACCGAGAUCCAAUACGGCCGACGCUCUUCGUUAUUUAGGUCCUCAGUCCCGCGAUGUUUACGAUGGCCCGAAUUGUCCAAGAAAUUAUUGUUUUCAAGUUUUUUAAACAGGGAUCACGUUACAGAAUUUUGAGCUGAGUCUUAGGAAUUUUAUUUAUACAUGGUAUAUUACAAUGAAUUGUUUGCAUUUGGGGGAAACAGAGCGUUGCAGUAAUAGUUGAAUAUAAACAAAUUUAUGGACAGUUGAAAUUUUGGUGAAGAUUAUUGACAAAAUCAAAAAGUUUUAAAAAGCUACAAAAUUUAAAUUAACGAAAUACUCGAUAAAUUUUUCAUGAAUGAAGUGCACGAGUUCAAAAGUUGAAGCGUGUAACGAUGUGAACGACGUGAGUUGAAAAAAAAAAACUAAGGAAUAAAGAAAGAACAAAGUAAACGGGUUCGCUGCGCGCGUGAUUUUAUUCAUUGUACAUUACUUUUCAGAUACAUACAAGCAUAUAAAUAUACAUAUAAGAGAGUAAAAUAUUUUCUGGUUUUAAAUUAUAUCUUUUGAACUGACGGAAGUAUAUUUGCUCUGUAUAUGCAUAUUUAUAUCUGUAUAUCCGUUUUUAUAAGUUGUACAAUUGUAUAAUUAAUAUUACCUUUAUGUAUACAUUAUAUUCCGUACAUAUAUAUAUACUAUAUACCUAUAUAAUUAUAUUAUAUACAAAUUAUAUAUAUAAUUGUUUUUACAAUUAGUUGCACUUAAAUUAUAAGCUUUUUUACAAAGUGAAGUCAAUGAAUUCAGCCGACGAAUAUAUGUGUAGGUAUAAAAGAAAAUGAGAAACAAGAAAAAAAUAUUUUAUUCUGUUCAAUUAUCAUCGGCACAUACCAUAUACUGUGUAAUAUUGUAUAUUCUGAAUUAUCCAAGAAGAUAUAGCUACAUGAUUAAAACUCUAUAUACUUACAUAGUAUACAUGUACACCGAUUACUGACGUAAUAUCGCGUCGUAUAAUAAUGAAAAUCUGCAAAUCUUAAAUUUCCACUUAAAACUGACGUUAUGUGUAUAGUUAAAAUUACAAUAUGCAUUCCAGCAUACCACCUAUACUAUGUAUAACAUCCCCCCGUGUCAAUACGAUGAAUAAAACAUUUUAAACAAA